GCACACGUAUGUCCGUGUAUAGGUGCACACGUAUGUCCGUGUAUAGGUGCACACGUAUGUCCGUGUAUAGGUGCACCCGGAUGUCCGUGUAUAGGUGCACACGUAUGUCCGUGUAUAGGUGCACACGUAUGUCCGUGUAUAGGUGCACCCGGAUGUCCGUGUAUAGGUGCACACGUAUGUCCGUGUAUAGGUGCACCCGGAUGUCCGUGUAUAGGUGCACCCGGAUGUCCGUGUAUAGGUGCACACGUAUGUCCGUGUAUAGGUGCACACGUAUGUCCGUGUAUAGGUGCACACGUAUGUCCGUGUAUAGGUGCACCCGGAUGUCCGUGUCUGCUCAGUAUCCUCGUGAGGAGUCCGAGUUCGUCCUGAAAGGCAAAGCUCGGGGCACAACCCGAGUGCAAUAACGCGGGAGAUUGUUUCCUAUUUCGUGUCGACUCCUUGUGACGUAGUCUCGUGCCACGGCUCUCAAACAUCAAACGGCACCGCGACUAGGACCCGGAUCUGCAGACUAUGGAAGAGCCAACGCCUGACGGUGGCACAACUAGGAAGAGAGAAGACUACCUGGAAUGUCCGGAAUACUUUAUGGCUGUAGCCUUUCUGUCAGCCCAAAGGAGCAAAGACCCAAGCUCACAGGUGGGCGCAUGUAUAGUGAACCAGGAGAAUAAGAUAGUUGGCAUUGGUUACAACGGUAUGCCCAAUGGCUGUGAUGAUGACCAGCUACCCUGGUCUCGUUCUGCUGACAACCGGCUUGACACAAAAUACCCUUAUGUGUGCCACGCCGAGCUGAACGCCAUUAUGAACAAGAACAGCGCUGAUGUGAAAGGCUGCACCAUGUAUGUGGCUUUGUUCCCCUGUAACGAGUGUGCCAAGCUCAUCAUCCAGGCCGGUAUCAAGGAUGUGGUCUUUCAUUCUGAUAAGUACCAUAAGAGUCCGGAGACAGAAGCUUCUAGAAGGCUGCUCACUAUGGCAGGUAUAGGAUACAGGCAGUUCAAGCCCAAAAGGACUGAGAUUGUCAUUGAUUUUAAUUCCAUUAACCCUGGAAUGCUGAACAGCGACCAAGUGCAAACACAAACGGCUCACCUUGGGGAGGAAGAGGCAGACUGACGAGACUUAAAGGGACUUUGAUGCCUCUUUUCUGUAUGUCUUCUGCUUUGCCUUUUUUAUAUUCUGAUUAACUGGAUAUCCAAGAUGGUUUAAUUUGGCGCUUUGAGGAUGCUGCUUGCCCCCUUUUAGAACUUCCUUUGGGUUCAGACAUACACAGGGACUCUUUCUGUUGAUUUUUAAAAAUGAAUGUUGUGAAUCUGAUCUUCUCUCGUCUGUCUGUUUCGGGGAAAACAAGUAAUCUACUUAUUUUCUCUCCUCCAAAAAAAAGUUCCAGAUUAGUUUCGAGGCACCUUGACAAUUUGUUAAUUUGACCUUUCAUAUUUCCAGUGCGAUUCGAUUUAUCCAACCAGAAAGCAGCUACUGUUACGAUGGAGUUUAGUUCCUGAGACGGGCAUCUAAUACUGUGCUAAGCUCCUCUGAGACCUAUUUCUUCAAGGCUAAUGCAAUAAUAAUUUUAUUAAAUGACAAAAAAAACACCAGUUUGUCAGAUUAGAAGGAUUAAUGGAGCUCCUUGAAUGGCUCAAUUAUUCUAACAUUAGCGCUGUGUAUGUAUUUGUUUCUGGGUGCAUAAUAUGGGUUGUUUUUAUAUUCUCUGGAGGGGUGCUGCAUCUUAGUUUUAAUGACCAUUUCACUAUUGUUUUCUGAAAGUUGUUGUUUCAGUUUAUUUAGAUUAAUUUCAUGGAACCAAAAGGUUUUUAGAAACGUGUAUCUGUGGAUCUUCGACCAUGAUUACCUACCAUAAAGAACGUUUAUUCUUUACUGUCUAACAUGCUGUUACGAGUGUGUGAAGGCUAAUCAUUUUGUCAUGUAUGUUGAUUAUGUACAUGUGUGCUUUCUACAUUAGUAACUGGGAAACACUUCUCAGUCAAUAAACUGCUGGACCACACGA
Messenger RNA from Cyclopterus lumpus (lumpfish), 1993 nucleotides. It is a transcript of the gene dctd, whose product is annotated as dCMP deaminase. Gene Ontology annotation, molecular function: dCMP deaminase activity; zinc ion binding. Gene Ontology annotation, biological process: dTMP biosynthetic process; dUMP biosynthetic process. The record is from RefSeq and is a predicted model, not a curated record. Gene Ontology annotation, cellular component: cytoplasm. NCBI's taxonomy places the organism in Eukaryota, Metazoa, Chordata, Actinopteri, Perciformes, Cyclopteridae. The coding region runs from base 511 to 1104 and encodes 197 amino acids. The transcript is spliced from 6 exons.